AACGUCAGUCACGUGGUAUAACGGACUCGCUGUCUGAUACACCGAGAAGAUCUUAAAAGUUUAAGCGUUUGCAGCGGCGCACUCGAAAACUAUCACAUUACAAUGUCCGAUGUGGAAUCUGAUGAGUUUGACGAGAGUACCACCCUUGGGGAAUAUGAAGGUGAUAGAAAUGAAGCAGGGGAGCGACACGGAGUGGGUAAAGCUGUGCUGCCCAAUGGAGACAUUUAUCAGGGACACUACAAAAAUGGAAAGAGACACGGGCAGGGGACAUAUCAGUUCAGGAAUAGUGCAAGAUAUGUGGGAUGUUAUAACCAGAACAAGAAACAUGGUCAGGGUACCUUCUACUAUCCAGAUGGAUCCAAAUAUGAAGGCUUAUGGGUUGAUGACCUGAGACAGGGUCAUGGCAUCUACACUUACCCCAAUGGAGACACAUACAGUGGAGAGUGGCUGAAGCACAUGAGGUACAACUGCAGCUUUACUGUAUAUUCUCUAUUGACUGUCUCAACAUGGCUUAGGCCGUAG
Molecule: messenger RNA, 522 nt
Organism: Thalassophryne amazonica
Lineage: Eukaryota; Metazoa; Chordata; Actinopteri; Batrachoidiformes; Batrachoididae
Product: radial spoke head 1 homolog
Exons: 4
Coding region: 103-522 (139 amino acids)
Biological process (GO): spermatid development; axoneme assembly
Cellular component (GO): nucleus; motile cilium
Source: RefSeq, a predicted model, not a curated record